AUGCCCUCGGGCGGAGCUGCGGCCCUGCACGCCCCGGGUUUGGCCAUGAUACACAGCGCGGAUGCUGCCCCCAGGCAAGUAGCUCCUGUUUCUUUCAACCUUUUGAGUGUCCAGGACAGUUCACUGCCCUCCUCUCACUCCACAGGAACUACCGCUGCUCCGGGGCCAUCCGCAUCACCCUCACCACCCAUUCCAUCAUCGCCGGUGCUGCCAGUUCCACCGCCUACCAGCUCCGUGGACUGCAACUCCUGGACGCCAUCCUUGAGUCACAACACCCUGCAGCACAUCCCGGCGGCCCCCAGCACCACCGAGACACCAGCCACGGUAAGGUCUCAGACUAGUCCCGCAUGCUCGACCCCAGUCGGCGACCUCCUGUCCCACCUAGCCGGGCCCAGCCCCACCUCACCAUCUGCCAGGCCGUCAAAGGCUCAAGCAAAGUGGAUCGAACGCUUCGAGUCCGCGCAGGGCUGGGAGGAUUUCGAGACGACCGUGAACGAGUGGACAGUUUCACUUCAGGGCCCUCGCCGCGCUCGCCGCCAAGGUGGGCCGCGCGGGGGUCGCAGGGGCCGCCGGGACGCUGCCGAGGAAGCGCGCCGCCUGCAGCGCCUCUACCGACUCAACAAGAAGCGCGCCAUGCGGGACGUGCGAGGCGAAGACUCACCACUUUGCCCCGUACCAACUGCUGAUGUAGAGGCGUACUUCAAGGAUGUGUACAAGGGGCGCCAGAUGGACCUCUGUUCCGUCCCGGAAGGUGUCUCCUUGCCCACGACGCAACAGCAUGAUGGCAUACUUGCAGAUCCCAUCACCAGGGAAGCCAUCGCUGCGAGGCUUGCCAAGGCCUCUAACACAGCCCCCGGCCCCGACUCCAUCGACUUCAAGACCCUCAAGUCUAAGGACCGUGGGGCCCACAUCAUGCACUCCAUCUUUAGCUACUGCUACAGGGCCAAGAACAUCCCAGCAGCCUGGCGCUCCUCUAGGGCCAUCCUCCUUCACAAAAAAGGUCCAAAGGAGGUCCUUUCCAACUGGCGCCCAAUUGCCCUCUCAAAUUGCCUGUAUAAAUUGUAUACAGGGGUCCUCGCCGACGCGAUCCUCAGCUGGUCAAUCACCACAAAUGCCAUUUCCAAGGAGCAGAAAGGAUUCAUGCCAUAA
Frankliniella occidentalis (western flower thrips) is the source of this 1149-nucleotide messenger RNA. RefSeq lists its product as uncharacterized. The coding region runs from base 1 to 1149 and encodes 382 amino acids. Lineage: Eukaryota; Metazoa; Arthropoda; Insecta; Thysanoptera; Thripidae. The record is from RefSeq and is a predicted model, not a curated record. The transcript has a single exon.